AUGUCAGUCACCUCGCAGCGGGAUACAGCAGCCGGUAGGCAUUUAUUCGGUCGCCAAGCGCUCACGCAGAAGAUGCGAGAGUGCGCUUCGCCCUCAAAUAGUCCGGUGAACUUUACUACCGGCGGAGGCGCCCAGCAGAGCGCCGACUCCCUCGCGUUUACGGGCAGUAAGAUUCUAGAGGGCGAGGAGGUCUACAUUCUUAAGGAGUGCCCACCGGCCCAAUCUAUCUGUUGCUGCGGCAUUCCUUGCACCUACCCGCACAGGACACCGACCUUGGCGGCCUCCGUGCGCGCCACGCCUUUCUCGUGGGCCUGGGCAUACCCAUUUCCUUCAACACGUGGCAGCGCGUUCGUGCCAUGGUUCUCCACGCCCAUCCGGCCACUCUUCCGACUCUUUCUGCCCAAGCUUUGGCCCGCUUGCUUUGGGCUUUGCAUGGUCCUGCCGUGCCUGUGCACUGCACUGACGACAUCUUCGCUGCUGGGCUUCAACACCUCCAAGACUUCCUCCUCUCUGCCGCCCCGGCGGAUGCUCCCCAGUUUCCCCGGUUUCACCCUCCUCGUCGUUCCAUCCGCCGCCGAACCCUCCGGGAAUGCCUCGUGA
This is a messenger RNA of Durusdinium trenchii, 600 nucleotides long. The record is from the annotation of a GenBank genome assembly. Lineage: Eukaryota; Dinophyceae; Suessiales; Symbiodiniaceae.